ACGCCGCACAGCACCAUGCUGCGCCUGCACGCCCUCCGCACGGCCCUCGCAGCGGCCGCGCCGGCCUCCGCGCUGCGCGGCCGCACGACUGCCACGGCAGCCGGCAACCAGAUCGAGGUGUUUGUGGACGGCCAUCCCGUGCUGGUGGACCCCGGAACCACGGUGCUGCAGGCCUGUGAGAAGGCUGGAAUUCAGAUACCACGGUUUUGUUACCAUGACCGUCUCUCCGUUGCUGGAAACUGUAGGAUGUGUCUUGUGGAAAUAGAGAAAGCUCCAAAGCCAGUAGCUGCUUGUGCCAUGCCAGUUAUGAAGGGCUGGAACAUUCUGACAAAUUCUGAGAAGUCCAGGAAAGCAAGAGAGGGUGUAAUGGAAUUCCUGCUGGCAAAUCACCCACUGGACUGUCCUAUCUGUGAUCAGGGUGGAGAAUGUGAUCUACAGGAUCAAUCAAUGAUGUUUGGCAGUGAUAGGAGUAGAUUUAGAGAGGGAAAACGCGCUGUUGAGGACAAGAACAUUGGCCCAUUAGUCAAAACAAUCAUGACUCGGUGUAUACAGUGCACUCGGUGUAUCAGAUUUGCUAGUGAGGUCGCAGGUGUAGAUGACUUGGGAACAACUGGAAGAGGAAAUGACAUGCAAGUUGGUACCUAUGUUGAAAAGAUGUUCAUGUCUGAGUUAUCAGGGAAUAUUAUUGACAUCUGCCCCGUUGGUGCACUUACCUCCAAGCCUUAUGCCUUUACUGCACGCCCAUGGGAGACAAGGAAGGUAGAGUCCAUUGAUGUUCUUGAUGCAGUUGGAAGCAACAUUGUAGUGAGCACAAGGACUGGAGAAGUGAUGAGAAUAUUGCCAAGGCUGCAUGAAGAUAUCAAUGAGGAAUGGAUAUCUGACAAAACAAGGUUUGCAUAUGAUGGUCUGAAGCGUCAGAGGCUGACUCAGCCCAUGAUCAAAAAUGAGAAAGGACUCUUUGUUUAUGCUUCAUGGGAGGAUGUGUUAACUCGUGUUGCCGGUGUGCUAAAGGCUGUCCAAGGUAAGGAUGUAGCAGCAAUUGUAGGAGGACUGGUGGAUGCGGAAGCACUAAUAGCUCUAAAAGACUUGCUGAAUAGAGUAAAUUGCGAUAUGCUCUGCACCGAAGAGAUCUUUCCUACUACUGGAGCUGGCACAGAUUUACGCUCUAACUACCUGCUUAAUACCAAGAUUGCUGGAGUGGAGGAGGCAGAUGUCCUGCUUCUGGUUGGCACCAAUCCACGCUUUGAGGCACCGCUUUUUAAUGCUAGAAUUCGGAAGAGCUGGCUUCACAAUGACUUGCAUGUGGCCCUUGUUGGCUCUGCUGUGAAUUUGACGUACACGUAUGAUCAUCUGGGAGAAUCCCCACAGAUACUCCAGGACAUUGCUUCUGGGAAACAUGCAUUCUGCAAGGUCCUCAACCAAGCUAAAAAGCCAAUGGUGGUGGUAGGAAGUGCAGCACUGCAGCGCAACGAUGGAGCAGCUAUCCAUGCUGCAGUUUCCACCAUUGCACAAAAUGCCAGGACUAAGAGCGGAGUUGGUUCUGAUUGGAAAGUUAUGAACAUCCUUCACAGGGUUGCAAGCCAGGUAGCUGCUUUGGAUCUGGGUUUCAAGCCAGGAGUGGAGGCAAUUAGGAAAAAUCCUCCCAAAGUAUUGUAUCUCUUGGGAGCAGAUUCUGGUUGUAUAACACGUCAGGAUUUGCCAAAGGAUUGCUUUAUCAUCUAUCAAGGACAUCAUGGGGAUGUGGGAGCUCCCAUGGCUGAUGUUAUUCUCCCAGGAGCAGCAUAUACAGAGAAGGCAGCAACAUAUGUGAAUACUGAAGGUAGGGCCCAGCAGACAAGAGUAGCAGUAACACCUCCUGGGAUGGCAAGGGAAGACUGGAAAAUCAUUAGAGCUGUCUCUGAGCUGGCUGGUUUGACCUUACCUUAUGAGAACCUUGAUGAAAUACGGAAGCGUUUAGAAGAAGUAUCUCCUAACCUGGUCCGAUACGAUGAUGUGGAAGAGGCUAACUACUUCAAGCAGGCAAAUGAAUUAUCAAAGUUAGUAAAGCAGCAGCUUCUUGCUGAUCCUCUUGUUCCACCUCAGCUCACAAUAAAAGACUUCUACAUGACAGAUUCCAUCAGUAGAGCAUCCCAGACAAUGGCCAAGUGUGUGAAAGCUGUUGUUGAAGGUGCUCAUACAGUGGAAGAGACGGCCAGCUGCUAGUUGCUGAUCAGACUGCUACCACUUUCAUCCAAGUAUUUGUUGCAGUUAAUAGCUGUGACCAAUACCUUUUUCUUCCCAGAAGCUAUUUGCUAGGCAGUGGCAUUUCUUCAUUCUCAUUUUCAUCAGUUCACAUGCUCCCAUACUAUAGGACUCUUGUGGCUGGAGAGAACACGCAGCAUUCAACUUGCUGUACCUAGAGGCUGCAUACAUGAUGAUUGUAUACAAAUAAAUCAUAAUAUUAAACAAGCCAUUACCCAUGUAA
Centrocercus urophasianus (Greater sage-grouse) is the source of this 2464-nucleotide messenger RNA. It is a transcript of the gene NDUFS1, whose product is annotated as NADH:ubiquinone oxidoreductase core subunit S1. Gene Ontology annotation, molecular function: iron-sulfur cluster binding; NADH dehydrogenase (ubiquinone) activity. The transcript has 18 exons. Gene Ontology annotation, biological process: ATP synthesis coupled electron transport. Gene Ontology annotation, cellular component: membrane. Lineage: Eukaryota; Metazoa; Chordata; Aves; Galliformes; Phasianidae. The coding region runs from base 16 to 2202 and encodes 728 amino acids. The record is from RefSeq and is a predicted model, not a curated record.